GCUCUCUCCUUGCGCGCACUUGGAUUCAUCAUCUCUCCAUUCGCGUGCCUAAACCUCCACGCACCACCACUCAUCUCUUCCUGUCUUUUACUUUUUUGCGGGGGGUGUUUUAAGUUUAUGAAGGCAACGGAAAUUCAGUCAGUAUCCUGUUAGAGACAGAGUCCUUCAUAUUCGUAAAAAAGAGCGAUUACAGACCGUGUUUCUUUUUUCUUUUCUUUUCUUUUCUUUUCUUUUUCCGGAACGAGGACCUGUUCGUCCGGAAUGAUUAAACCUUUCUUCACAUGAACAAGUCUGAGAAAUGUCUUUACCCUUGGACAACACCGUCAGCAUCUCUGCCAUGAUGCACAGACAAAAACAAGCGAGUCUUUGUGUCCUUCUGACAGUAACUGGAUUGACAAGAACUCAAAGAUCUCCAAGUGCUUAAUACCAUUUACUCCUUUAUUGACACAAACAUCCGCCACUUAGGAGCCUGUUCAUCCGCCACUCUUUCAUCUUUGUGCUGCCACUGAGAAGCUCCUUCCUCUUGCCUUUUGACCCCUGUUGCAAUGGAGAACCUGAGUGAGCUCCAGAACCCACUGCUGGACAAAAACACUAAGCACAUGGUCAACGGUUAUGGGGGAGAAUUCCCAAAUAACCAGUACCAAGAAAACAUUAUUAAUUACUUUGCUGGAGGAGGAGGUGGAGGAGGUGAGGGUGGUGGAGGAGGAAAAGUCAAUAACAGCAAUGUAGUGAGCGGAGGAGGUUACAAUACCAAUGGGAAGAUGAAAUCUCAGCAGUUUCUGGAUGCCACCUCACUGCAUCUGGCUGUAGAGGCCUUCUACAGGCCUAACUUCAUCCUGUACAAGGAGGACAGUGGCAGCAUCAAGGCUAAGGAAUACAAAAGUGAGUGCUGUGAGACCACCUUUACAGAGAAAAAGGCAAAAGAUGUCUCCGGCACAGAGGGAGCAGAGACGCCCAGCACAGAGGAUCCUCAGAACAAGCUGCUGGAGGACGGUGAGCACGUCAAGAUCCAAACGGUUUCUUACGAGGUGGAGGAGGAGGAGUAUGUGGAAUAUGAGACGGACUGCUCCAGCGACAGCGAGAGUGAAGAUAACUUCAUAGUUGUCCCUCCACGAGACCACCUUGGCCUGGCCAUAUUCUCCAUGCUCUGCUGUUUCUGGCCAUUGGGCAUUGCAGCCUUUUACUUCUCACAAGGGACCACCAAGGCAGUGAACAAAGGUGACUUCCCACUGGCCAACAUCGCCUCCCGGAGGGCUUUGUUCCUUGCUGCCCUCUCCAUCACUAUAGGCACCGGUGUGUAUGUAGGGGUGGUGGUAGCUCUCAUUGCCUACCUCUCAAAACCAGGACACAUAUAGCAGAAGCACCCUCCUUUCAAACAUCUCCAGGGAGUCUAGGAGGAGAACAAGCCCCUCUGGGGAACAUCACUGCACCUGCAGACUCUGAGGAAAGUUUUAUGGGGAUGUACAGUUUUCUUCCCUCCACCCUUCUUUGUUUCCUGCGUUCCCUCUCUCUCUCUCUACAGACCAUAUGUCAGCCAAGAUUAGCCACAAUGACUGAAGAGGGGUCAAGCUACAGUGCAAGAAAAGAGGGACUGGGGACAAGUUUUUUCCUUUAUUUAUGUAUUUAUUUAUUUAUUGUUUGACACAGAGGAUGUUGGUAAUGGAGGGAUUCCAUGUUGGAUUUUAAUUCCAUUUACUUAAACCAUGUUGGCUUUGUCUUCUUUUGGCUGGUUUGUAGCUUCCAAGGCCCCUACAGUAACUUUGAAGAGAAAAAAAGGACUUGAUAAUGUACUAAACUCAUCUGAUUGUUAGUAAUGAGAUUAAGGAAGGCUGAAAAUCAACUUAAAUCCACUUCUCUGUUAUAUUUUGUGCUGUUGUUUAAAAUGGAGCCUCUCUAUGGAGUCUUGCUGCCUUCAUCAACACACAACACCCGGACUACAUAUGUCUCAGACUGGCUCCCUCACAGUGGAGGUUAAAAAAAAGCUUUUCAUUAACAUUCAGUGUUGAAUUGUGAAAAAUUGAGGCUUUGUCAUGAUUUAAAUCCAGAGAAAUGUAGGAUUUAAAAAAAAUACAGAACUUUUGAUAUUAAAUUAAUAAACCUGUAAGGUGAAAAAAGCUCAAAUGUUAUUAAGAAUACAAGAUGUUUUGAUCUCUUUAAAUAAUUUCUGCACUGGCAUGAAUUGCAAGAAUUUUUUUCACAGGUGUCCAUCAACAGAAACAUGCCUGAUGAAUGCCUGAGAACUAAAAAAAAAAAACAUCUCAUGCAGACAUGGUUUGCCUACAAACAUGAAAAUGUGUUUUUUUUGUUUGUUUUUUUUUAUUUAUUUUUAGACGUCUUUAUGUGUUCCUUUUGAUGUCUGAAGGAAUUUUCACUAACCUCACUUUAAGGAAUGUAAAAGCACAAGUGUGAGUUGCUGAGAUGGUCAAAAAUUCAGUGCAAAUAGUGUCCAGUUUCUCCGAAAGAAAGAUGCAAAAUUCUGCACCUUAUACCAUGAAAUGAAGCAUCAAACAUUCACAAUGAAUGAGGAGAUAAUAAAUCAGGUUGAUGGUGUCAUUAAAAAGCAGACCUUCCAUAUCCUCCAGGGCUGCACAAAUAAACAAAAGUGUCGCCGUCUGACAGCUUUGAAGUUUGCUCUAAUCAUUUAUUCUGUUCAUGAGUCUAGCUAUACCAACAGUAAACCGUGAUGCAUGAUGGAUUGGAUUUAGACCUUGUUUUCAUCAGAUCAUAAAACAGCUCAAAUUAAAAUUGAUCAGACUUUGAAGGGGCUCAUAUUUUGCACAAUGCUUAAUCCCACAUCCCUCAUUCCAGCUUGAAAAGGACUUAGCGAUCUCCGUUUGUUCCUUCAUGUUUUCAAGAAGUCAUGCAAACACUUUUGACUUU
Molecule: messenger RNA, 2880 nt
Organism: Melanotaenia boesemani (Boeseman's rainbowfish)
Lineage: Eukaryota; Metazoa; Chordata; Actinopteri; Atheriniformes; Melanotaeniidae
Gene: syndig1l
Product: synapse differentiation inducing 1-like
Exons: 4
Coding region: 546-1355 (269 amino acids)
Cellular component (GO): membrane; intracellular membrane-bounded organelle
Source: RefSeq, a predicted model, not a curated record